Messenger RNA from Priceomyces carsonii, 252 nucleotides. RefSeq lists its product as uncharacterized. Lineage: Eukaryota; Fungi; Ascomycota; Pichiomycetes; Serinales; Debaryomycetaceae. The record is from RefSeq and is a predicted model, not a curated record. Gene Ontology annotation, cellular component: mitochondrion; MICOS complex; mitochondrial inner membrane. The transcript has 2 exons. The coding region runs from base 1 to 252 and encodes 83 amino acids.
AUGUCCACGGAACAAAAAGCAAUCAGUACUCCUUCUCGGAACUUGUUAAAUGAUAAAUGGGACGUCGUUUUAUCUAAUGCCUUAAUCAAGACUGGUUUAGGAUUCGGUGGAGGUGUUUUAGCUUCCAUUUUGUUUUUUAAAAGGAGAUCAUUUCCCGUAUGGAUCGGAAUUGGAUUUGGAUUAGGUAGAGGUUAUUCUGAAGGUGAUGCUAUAUUUAGAUCUACCUAUGGCUUAAGAAAUGUCAAAGCAUAA